This is a messenger RNA of Uranotaenia lowii, 4555 nucleotides long. Its product is annotated as MOXD1 homolog 2-like. Gene Ontology annotation, molecular function: dopamine beta-monooxygenase activity; copper ion binding. The annotation marks the transcript as partial. Gene Ontology annotation, cellular component: secretory granule membrane. Gene Ontology annotation, biological process: dopamine catabolic process; norepinephrine biosynthetic process; octopamine biosynthetic process. NCBI's taxonomy places the organism in Eukaryota, Metazoa, Arthropoda, Insecta, Diptera, Culicidae. The record is from RefSeq and is a predicted model, not a curated record. The transcript is spliced from 6 exons.
UUUUUCCAGGAUCGGCACGUUAAAAAGAACGGCGAUGGUCAGCCGCUGGUCGAUUCGUCCCAGGACUACGUGCUCCUGUUGGGCUACGAAAACCAGACGCAUACGGUGCUGCGGUUCAAGCGAAAACUGGACACCUGUGACGUGGCCUACGAUGUGCCGAUAACGAACGACACCAUGCGGGUCAUCUACAUGUACCACGACGAGGAACCGCACGGGUCCUCGUACACCCCCGGCAGUCUUCCGGAUCCGGCGGAAGCCUUCAAACAGGCCCGGUCCCUCUUCCUGACCCAGCGCGUCAACCAGACACCGAUCAAGCUGGACGCCCGGAUGAAGAUCAUGGAACUGCGCAAUCAGGACGUCGAGCUGCCCCAGGCGGACCACACCCUCCACUGGUGCAAAAUGUUCAAACUGAGCGAUAUCAAUCGCAAACACCAUCUGAUUAGGUACGAGCCGGUAUUCGAUUCAUCAUCUAGUAUACCGUACCUGAAUCACAUCAUCCUGCACGAGUGUCAGGGAUCGUCACCGGAACUAGAAAUAAUGUCCCGGGAAAAUGGACGACCCUGCUAUCAGGCGGACAAAUCGAUUCUGACUUGCAACUCCAUUGUGGCUGCGUGGACGCGUGGAUCUGAGGGUUUCUCCUUCCCAAAUGAGGCCGGCUAUCCAUUGGAUUCGAACCAGGCUCGGUUCUAUCUGAUGGAGACUCACUACAGCAGCAGUUUCGAGUUCUACGAGAACCCAACGACUGCCAAGGGUAAGGUCAUGGUGGACAACUCUGGGCUGAAGAUCUACUAUAGCAGUUCGCUGAGGAAUCACGAUGCCGGAGUUCUUUCGGUCGGAAUGGAUCCUAACUGGAGGCACAUAAUUCCUCCGGGUCAGGAACAUGUCGUUUCUGAGGGUCAUUGCGUGGGAGACUGUACCAGGAGGGCCUUUCCACGGGAUGGGAUCAAUGUUUUUGCGGUGAUGAUGAGGACCCAUCAGAUUGGAAGGCAGAUCAAAUUGAGGCAGAUUCGACAUAGGGAAGAACUGCUUCCGAUAGCUCAUGACAAGAAUACGGAUUACAACUAUCAGGAGUACCGAAGGCUUAACUCGGCAGUUAGGGUACUUCCUGGAGACCGGUUGAUAGCCGAGUGCAUCUACGAUAGUUCCGGAAGAACGGCUAUUACGCUGGGUGGGUUGACUACCAGGGAAGAAACUUGCCUGGUGUUGACACUGUAUUACCCAAGACAGAAAGAACUGACCACGUGUCAUUCACUACCAAGUCUUCCAACGGUACUCCACUCUCUGGGGAUCAAUGAACUGGUUCCCGGGUCCAAUCCAGUACGGAUUGCUUCACCGAAAGAACUGACGGGAAUGACCCUGGAGACCCGUUUGAUCUCCUACGAUUGGCACAACAACUUCAAGAGUUUCCAGUACGUCACGAGGAAAGGGUCCUUCAAGCCGUUGUGUUGGAGUGCCAAAAAUCAACCCAUGCCGGGCACCGAAAAUCUCGAGGGCUUCUCACCGAACAUCACCAAAUCGUACAAGGUGCAGAAAACGUGCAGCUUCAACCGGCUGGGAAAUGUUCCCCGGGUGGGUCCCAAUUCGUCAAACAUGUACUUCCACAACCGGAACCGGUACGUCACGGAAUCGGAAACCAGUGUGGAUGUUCCGGCGCUGGGCAAUGGUGACGGGGACGACGAUGAUGGUGGUGGCAUUGGGAUCGGCAUCGGCGAUGACAACGACGUCGAACUGGAGGACAACAACGUGAUAGAGGGCGCCGCCCGGAGUAAAGUUUCUCGCAGCUCGGCCACCGAAUCGAUGGGUCUGAGUGGGGCCUCCUCGUUGGGCUUACGCCGAUUGGGGUCGUCCUCUUGCCCCUCCUUCUGGGCGGUCGUUCUCCAGUGCCAGAUGGUCGCUUACCUGCUGUUUAUCAUCUUCCUGAACUCGUUCCGGAUAGCGUAAGAUGGACCACUUGGGUGGGCGAGGGCAGCUUCUACCCUUUUGAUGUAAUAUUAUGUUCCAUCAUUUUCCGAGGGAAAAAUAAUGGAAAGGAUUCCUACCGAAUGAAAAAAAAUGAAAGUUGAAAAAUGCUGAGCCAGCAGGGGAAAAUCCUAAGAAAAAGGGUAGAAAAGUUUAGAACCAUUUACAAUAAGUAGGCAACAAAUUUUGUGUUGACUGUGGCAGAGAGAGACUGGAAUUUUGAGAGCAAACUGAAAUGAAGGAACUUUUUUCCUGAAGCGAAGGAUUCCCAUCCUUGACCGGAUGAGAUAAAAAAACCCAAAAGAAAAAAAAAACAUGACGAUGUUUAUGAUAAUCGGUGAUAAAUAGACGAGAGCGAGAGUGUGAGUGAAACCAUCUUGUAAAUACGACGAACAUUGACGAGGGAAAUCAAAGGGUUGGCUGAGUAAGGUUUAGGAAAAAUGAACCUGAACUCAAUUUUUAAUGAAGGUAAUUUCGUAGGAAUUUUCCAACAAAUGUUCAUCCAACCGUGCUGCAUUGGAGUGAUUCUGUUGAAGGUGCUUUGGAUGGGAAAAAUUUCCAGUUCACAGCUUUUUAUUUAACGCAAUGAACUGACAUUGUAAAAGAAGUCAUUACGCGUUUGUAAGGUUGAAUGAAAAUUUCCGGAAAAAUAACAGAGAGAGUCAAUCAUGCGUAAGUUAAAUUUAUAAAAGGGCUCACGUUUCGAUGGUCUUGAAUUUUUCUUACAAAUUCGUCUUUUCAAAUGGUUCGUGGACCUUAAGUUCUAUUCGAAUGAUAUCGUACAUUUUAGUCAAAGACCAUAAAAACAAACUUGUUGUUUUCUGCAUAUGCCGAGAUGGUUCCGUAAAAGAAAAACUGUUCCUGCUAUUUGCAGAAAAAAUCAUUGAUCAUCAAUCACUUAUUCAUGAUUAUAUUAAAGAGAAUAUUUCGUUAAAAAAUUACAAAACCUUCUCACCUAAGGGCUUUCACAAAUUUAAUUCAUGACAUAUUGGCGAGAUAGACAAAUUUACCCCAGCCAUCAAAAGUCAAAGAAAAAAAAAUUAAUCUCAUAUGCCGAUCAAUUUUGAGUGAUUUUCACAACAAUUAGUUCAUGUAUUUUAUUUUGUUUCGAUUAAAGUCGUUUUACCAUAACGUUACCAGAUUGCCCAGUUUUCUUCAGGUUUGCCUCGAUAUUGAAUACAAAAUUUGGGAAUAGUUCGGCCCAACCUGGUUGCUGUUGGAUUGGUUGUUCUUCGAAAAUGCUCGGAUUUUGCCCGGAUUUAUUCACUUUAUUUGGUAAAUCAAACAAACAAAAAACAAAUUGUGCGGCAACAAUUUUUUAUGCAUGCACCAAAAUGAAAUUUAAUAAUCAUGAUAGGUUUUUUGGAAGCCUAAAAUACGAUUUAAAAUCUGUAAAUGAGUUUUAAUGGAUUUUUUUUCAUUUUUUCAUUUGAAUUUGGUUGAGUAAUUUCUGGGUUUUGACAAAAUUUUGCCCGGAUUUCUAAUCGUUAAUUUUGAAAUCAAAUUCCCAGAUUUUGCCAGCUUUUGAUAUGAAAUUGCCAGAUUUGUCCGGUCCGGAUACGUCAUAAAAAAAAUCUGACGACCUUAUUUUAACAUCUUUAUGACACUCGCGACUUUAUAUCAAAGUUGUAUUUGUGGGACAUUUUCUCACGGAAAUUUGCUCAGGUGGAAACUGACUUGCCAACUUAGUUAUUUUUGAAUGUUACUUUCCAUUUUUGGGAAAGAGGGUCUCAAAAAAUAGAAAAAAAAGAACUGCCAGUUACCAAAAAAUGGCUACCGGGAAAUUUUCCCCAUAAUGCUAUGAUUAUUUAAUUUAAAGCUUAUUCAAAAACUGUGGAAAGCAGAGAUGAUUUCACAUAGAUUUUAUUAUUUUACAUAGAAUCAAUGUCAAAUGCGACUAAAAUUGAAUAAAUUUCUGUGAAUUUUCAUCGUAACAACCAAGGUUUGGCAUAACAAAAUGGUUCAUUGUAUCGAGUGAUGAAAGAGGCACACACAAGUUUUGGAACAGUAACAUCAAGGAAAUGAUUUGAUAAAUUGCUUUGAAAGGUCUCCUCUAAUAAAAAAGCGGGGAGGCUUCGAAUAAAAUUACUAUAAAACACGGAGCAAUUUAAACAAUUUUCUGAUUUAUAAUAUGAAAACUUGGUUAACGAACAUAUUUUGGAAUAAUCUAAUUUAUUUGUAUGGAAAUAUUUCCCUUCCAAUAAAAACAAGAGAGUUAUAUCACAAACAAAAUCGUUAUAAGCACGAGACUAAACAAACAGUUCCAAACAAAAUAAUUGAAAUGUGAAACAGGAGUAAUAUAUUUGACAUAAAAAAAUUUCGUUCAAGUUAAGAUACUAUAUAAACUAGUUUAUAAAUUUCGUUGAAAAUCCCUUUCACUUUUGAAAGGAGGGAAUCGAUGGAAAAAAGUUUUUUGUAUAAAAAAAAACCUCAGGACUCCCAUACAAAACUAACGAUCAUAAAAACUUAACAAUUGAUGUUAAACUGUUAGCACACUUAAAUUUAUUUCAAAAACAAAGAAAAUAAUUGAAAAAAUGGUACAACUCGAAAAAAUGGUACAACUCGAAUAUUUCUGAAAAUUUAUUAAAAAUUUAAU